This is a messenger RNA of Macroventuria anomochaeta, 1229 nucleotides long. Its product is annotated as S-adenosyl-L-methionine-dependent methyltransferase. The transcript has a single exon. The coding region runs from base 177 to 1088 and encodes 303 amino acids. Gene Ontology annotation, molecular function: methyltransferase activity. The record is from RefSeq and is a predicted model, not a curated record. NCBI's taxonomy places the organism in Eukaryota, Fungi, Ascomycota, Dothideomycetes, Pleosporales, Didymellaceae.
ACGAGCACUGGGGCACUAAGCGGUGAAGCGCCGGGUGCAAGCGAGCUGAACUUCAGCUCUUUGUUCCGAGCUCCAAGACCCACUGAGCAACCCAUCAGCUAUAUAGGUGCAACGGCAACCCGAUGUGAAGAUGCCGCCGUGUAACUCAAAUCAAUCUUAUUGAUCUAGUAGACACAAUGGGCGACUCAUCGACACCCAAACCAACAGAGGGCUACUUCGACAACAAAGCCCGCGCGGCCGCAUACGAAGCGUCCACAGGCGGCUGCACGCGCGACCUCGCACGGCACAUACUCACACUUUGCCCUUCCAUCACAUCGGGCUCCGUGAUCCACGACAAUGCCUGCGGAACCGGCAUUGUGGCCCAAGAAAUUGUCGCGCGCAAUGUUCUCACCAAAGGAGGCCCGGACGCCGACUACGCUCUGACUAUCCACUGCACCGAUAAAUCGGAAGCCAUGGUGAGCCUCACACAAUCCGGCUACCAGGGCUGCGAAUCCGCAAACUCCAUGCUUGCUUCCUUCCUAAACGUGCGCGUCCACUUCACCGUCACACCUAGCGAGUCUCUCUCCUUCCCAGACGGAACCUUCAGCCACUCAUUCACCAACUGCGGGAUCCUGCAUUUCGACAACGGCCUCACCGGUGCGCGGGAAAUCCUGCGUACGCUGAAGCCCGGCGGCACGGCCGUAGUGACGAGCUGGAAGGAGCUCAAGCCGUUUGAAGUCGUGAGGGAAGCGCAGCGGGCGUGCGGCCACGAGGAGCCCUUGUUUCGGCCUCCGGUUGAUGAGAAAUGGUUCAAGGCAGAGACGCUGGAGAGUGUGUUGAGAGACGCGGGAUUCGAGACUGUCGAGAUAGGAGAGAAGACGGUGCAUGUUGCAGGCAAGGAUGUGGGAGAGUUGUGUGGGCACUUGAUGGCCUUGUUGAGUAGGUAUAGCCAGAAGUGGAGUGGGGAGGAGGAAACCACGUUCAGGAAGCAACUAGAAAUUGAGGUGGAGAAAGCUGUUGUGCCGAUCAAAAGGCCGAGUGCGGAAGAAGGUGUAGAGGAACUGGUAGGGAUUCCGAUGGUGGCGCUAGUCGGUGUUGCAAGGAAGUGAUGUUGAUAGCGAGUAUGCAGGUAAAAAGAUUGUUACGGUAUCGGUCAGUCGGUAGGCCUGAGGUUGCACAACAUCAGACUAUCCUGGACUAGCAUGUUUCAGGUCAGGUAUAGCGUCGUCUUCUCCUAGCUAGAUAGCAAC